AGCCAUGCGACUGUAGCUUGCAAACUCCAUCGGCCUGAAGGCCUCUUGCACAGGAAAUGGGCCGAACGGCCUGCUGCCUAGCCCGCGUGGCGCUGAGGUGAUGCUCGGGCCCCGCUUGCCUCCAGAAGACGAGUUCCCCGAGGCGGAUUGCGCUGCUUGCGCCCGCGACGCUGCCGAGUACCUGCCCAGCGAGGAGGUGGAUUGUGCCGCCUGCGCGCGCGACGCUGCCGACUACCUGCCCAGCCCCACAGAGGAGGUGGAUUGUGCCGCCUGCGCGCGCGACGCUGCCGACUACCUGCCCAGCCCCACAGAGGAGGCCGAAAGCUAUGCCGCAGAUGGCUUCGGCGACGCAGCGUGGCCCAACGCAAGCGACGACGCAGCGGACGCAUAUGAGGAGGAUGCAGCUGCCACGGGACGCUCCACUCGGUCAGUUCCAGCAGAAAGUAGCAGGAGCAGAGCGAGUCCACAGCAGGAUUGGUCCACCGCCUCUCCGGCUACUUGCAGAAUUGCGUCAAUCAGAAGGCUCAGCCUCUUCGAGGUGCUCCGCCUCAUGAGGUGGCCUGGCGGCGCACAUGGGCAAAGUGAAGUGCUGCUGGUGCUCACCAGGCGGCCCCAUGCGGAACCACUGGGAGCGCUGCGAGGGACGUCGUGCCGGUGGUGCAAAGAAAAGGAAAAAGGAAAAAUGCCGGUGGUGCACGCGCUGGGGCCCCACGACGUGCCGCAGGAGCCGACCUGCCGCCGAAGACGCGCCGCAACUCGGGCGCUGCACCGCCAGGGGCAGCACCCGCGGCGGCGCAGCUCCAGGAACUCGAGAGCCUUUUGGCACGCAUUACCACGCCCAGAGACCAAGCUCGCCAAAGUGGAGCGAGCGAACGAGCUUCUGAAAAAGAAGGUGGGUGAGAUGGAAUCUCUCCGCACCCGUCUCGCCAAGAUGUCCGAGCCGGGGGGCAGUGAGGAUUGCAGCUUGAUUCCGGAGCCGUGCGACGGACAGCUCAACGAGCUCAAGGAGCUCCACGAGCUCCAGCGCGUCUCUGAGUCCCGGCUCCGAGGAGACUCCCAGUCCAGUGUGACACCCACGGCCGAAUUGGUGCUGCUUCAACAAGGGCAUCGGCUGCAAGUCGGCCACAAAAGAGCGCUUCGCAUCCCGUGGGGAGGAUUGGAGCGAGGCUACGGAGAGGGAGGAGGAUGGCUUCUUCUACCUGAUCAUCUUCUGCCUCAUCCUGGGGCUGAUGAUCUCCUACUGCCGAGCAAAGGGCAUCUGUGGCUUCAAUAACGACUCGCGGUCCUACAGCUAUGGACGGGGCCAGGCGACCAGCUACGGGCGGGGCAUCUAUGCAACGCUGGGCGCAAGGUAUCAGCCGCCCUCCUUGCCUUGAGAGCGAUGCCGGCAUUGGACUCCGCUG
Molecule: messenger RNA, 1403 nt
Organism: Effrenium voratum
Lineage: Eukaryota; Dinophyceae; Suessiales; Symbiodiniaceae
Source: the annotation of a GenBank genome assembly